Maylandia zebra (zebra mbuna) is the source of this 3294-nucleotide messenger RNA. It is a transcript of the gene fam110c, whose product is annotated as family with sequence similarity 110 member C. NCBI's taxonomy places the organism in Eukaryota, Metazoa, Chordata, Actinopteri, Cichliformes, Cichlidae. The record is from RefSeq and is a predicted model, not a curated record.
UCGGGCUUGAAUGGAAUCCUUUACCUGUAGCUCUGGGGAAACUGUACACUGAAAAUCUACAACGAGACUUCAGUGCCCGUCAAAACCACAAUGGAGACAACUAAUGAUACCACAAAAAUCCUGGGGAAAGGUCCUGAAUACCUUCGUAAACAAAUGGAUUUAGAGAGUGAGACAAAAGGACGCAUGAGUGCCGUGGAGAGGCUCGCCGCAAGUAAACCAAAAUACGUCAAAAGCCAACAGGUGGUUAACUCAACUCAGGAGCCAGUGAUUAGCCUUGGAUCGGCCUCUGUGAGUAGCACUGGGUCCUCUAACCGAAGCUCACACCGGGAUGGGAAUCUUCCUACAGGGAGUCACUUGACAGGGAAUACACUCACUGUGCAAAUCUCUUCACCAGUGCAGGCACAUCGCUCCAGCGCCAAAAAACGACCAGACUCUCUUCUAAUUUACAGACAGAAAUGUGAGUUAUUGAGAGGGCCAGCAAAUGAACGGAAACACCAUAUAACCCGUAAGUUGUUGCUCAACCCUGUGAAUAAAAAUGCCCCAUUAUCCGAGGGGACAGAUAAGGAAUGUGAGUCUCAGGGCAACGGGGGAAAAAUCACCACGCCUAAGGAAACAGCAAAGGAAUGGAAUCCACAUGUAGUUAUCUCUAAACCGGAGAGCAAUGGAGUGACAGAAGAGUGCAGAAUCAAGAACAGUGACUCUGGUACAAAACCUAAGGCUGGAGUUGUAAAUGCAUCUAGUGGUCUCCUGACAGUUCCUGAGGUUGAAAGGAGGUCUGGCAAAGGAGUCAGUCGUUCUCACUCUGAUAUCAGCUCCAGGUAUUCCAAAAACUUUGCAGACUUUGAUGUUUUUUUCAAGUACUGCGGGCUGGACGGUGAGGUCAUUGAGUCUUUGGGGAAGGACAACUUCUCGGCUCGCUCAGAUGAAAUUGCAAUAAUGGUUCGGAGUGUCAGUGUUUCCACGUCAGAUGAUGGCUUUUCCAGGAACAGUAGUGACAGCGAUGCGCUCAUGGAGGAAAAGCUGCACGAGAAGAUACGUCAAGAGACCUCAGUUAUUGAGCGCAACGCACGGAUUAUCAAGUGGCUGUACAGCUGUAAAAAUGCUAGUGACACUGGAAAAAAGUUACGAGAUCUUCACUGAUUGCGCUUUUUCUUUUUACCAAGUGAUGUUACAUAAAAGUUAUAUUUUGAGGACAAAGAUGGAAGUAGUUUCUUGUUUUUGGCCUUAGAAAACACUGAAUGAUACCCUACUUUUCCAACUGUACCUAAAUCUUAGGAUAUGUAUUGUGUAUGCUGCAUGUGUGUGUGUGUGUGUGUGUGUGUGUGUGUGUGUGUGUGUGUGUGUGUGUGUGUGUGUGUGUGUGUGUGUGUGUCCUUUACUGAUGACUUUUCUGAGAGCAAAUGAUGACUGGGUGAUUUCUUAUUUUUUUCUAAUUUUUUUUUUACUUGCACAGGACCAUCUAUGAUCUCAGUUACACUGGAAACAGAUAAAAUACAAUGUCAUAAAAGCGAUACAAAAACAAAAAGUAUUUACAUUAUUCAGCUUCAACAUUUUUAGGAUUACUGGCUUAUUUAAUAUAAUACUUUUGCGUUCUAUUCAGACUCUAUAAAAAAACAUUUCUGUAUUAAAUAUGGUCAAACAUGCAUACAAGAAGGCAAGCAGUAAUUCAAAAGAAUUCAGUGAAGUGCUGUGAUAUGAAGCAAAAACAUACUAGUAUGAACUAGUUUGGGAUUAUCUUCUUUUUUCAUAAAAAUAAAAUACUUUUAAGUUCAGUGAUUUUGGUUGUGAGCCUUUUUAAAGUAAAUGGCCCACAGUCAUAUAGACUUACAUUGUUUAUAAAAGCUAUACUGUAUUUUUAUGCGACUAUAAUUUAAAGCUUUUGAAAAUGUACAAAAUUUGUCAACAUGACAUACUUCCUGCUAAUGAUAACUCAACGUCUAACAAUGCUGCAGCAAUUCUAGCUGUAGCUUUUUGAUGAGUUGUCAUCAAUGUUACAUAAUUCAUCUACAAAACAUUUGUGUGUUUAUUUAUUAUUCAUUAACAUGCAAUUAUUUUAUACGAUCACUUAUAAAAUGUACUAUUUGUAAAGAGUGGUACUAUUAUUUUAAGAUAAAAGGCUCACAGCUCAUGGCCUUUUGAUUCUUCCCAGGAACAUUAAAAGGAGUCUCACACUGAUGCUCAUAAAUUCUGCUCCUCUGCGAAUACCUUUAGGCCACCUCAAACAUGAAAGCAUCCCUAAAUCAGAAUUUGUACAACCUGCCUUUUAAGUUUAUAAUCCAAUAAUGUGCACUCCCAUUUCUCUCGGGGUGAAAGGUAUACAUUCCAUCACACCAACACACAUGAAGACACACACACCCACACACAACCUGGAGACUUACUCUGAGUUUACCCAUAACUACUGCCUGCCAAACUCUGACCAUAACUUAUCCUAAUGUUAAAAGAUAGCUUUAAUAUAUAAAUUUGAAUGAUUUAGAUCAUGAGGAUUUGUUCCCUUGUCCACAUACAAAAAAAAAUUUGCAUGUAUGUGUGUAAAUAAAUUUAGGUCACCACAACAAGUGUAAUAUCUGCCACCCCACAGACACUCAAAUGCAAACCACAGCAACUGAUACAAAAAAAUUUACGUAUGGAAGAUCUGCUUAUAUUUAACAGAUGUAUGAAAAAACAUUUGAGGAAGUGGUUAUUUUCCUCGCAAACUUUCCCUUAGAUCUGUUAGGGGAAUGUGCUUAAUAAUCUGAUCGGCUUAUGUCCAGUGACCCGUUGUUGUUGUAUCUCUCUCCCAAGCUCCGUCUGCUUUGUCUCUUCAUUGCUUUCUCUCUCUUUUUGUCUUUUAGCCAAGUUUUUUUUUAUUCUUUGAAGCUCAGUGGCUGAACAUGAGCUGGGGGAAAGGAAUGGAAAGACUGUGCUUGACGCAGUAUGUUAAACGUAUUGCCACCUAUUCAGUUUCACUCAUUGUCUUCUUACAGAGAAAGAAACAAACAAUAUACGUUAUAAGUUCAUGUGAGUGGGCACAAAGUAGUUAGCUGGUGCAGACACACCUUUCACUUCUCCAAAUGCCUGACUGACUGUUUAGUACAAGCCUCCACUUGUUGGUUGCCAAAAGUAGAGGUUACCUGUUGAUAAUGAUAGUCAUCAAUAUGUGAUUAUUGAUUGUGAAUGUGAACUCACUAUUGCUACAAGUUUGCAUUUAAUUUUGUUUUUUAUAUGUAAAACUUAAAAUUUUUGUACUCCUAGAUAAUUUGUAUAUCUUUACCACCUUUUGCCCAGUUUUACUGCUACUGAAAACAUAAAACACAA